AUGUCACCCAGUCCCGAAAUCGGCGCGUUCGUCUGCCCAUUUAUCGAGGAUUCCAAACACUACAAAAUGACGUCCGCUAUCGAGUCUGGCACGUUCAUCUACCUAUACAACCCUCAAAGACACCACACGAUGAUAUACGAUCCCGAAGUCGGCACGAUCGCCU
Messenger RNA from Alternaria postmessia, 163 nucleotides. RefSeq lists its product as uncharacterized. The transcript has a single exon. The record is from RefSeq and is a predicted model, not a curated record. NCBI's taxonomy places the organism in Eukaryota, Fungi, Ascomycota, Dothideomycetes, Pleosporales, Pleosporaceae. The annotation marks the transcript as partial.